This is a messenger RNA of Saccharomycopsis crataegensis, 975 nucleotides long. RefSeq names its product Pdp3p (gene PDP3). The transcript is spliced from 2 exons. Lineage: Eukaryota; Fungi; Ascomycota; Saccharomycetes; Ascoideales; Saccharomycopsidaceae. The record is from RefSeq and is a predicted model, not a curated record. The coding region runs from base 1 to 975 and encodes 324 amino acids.
AUGCCAGCUGUGAAGAGCAAAAAGGGAUUAUACCCUAAAAAUUAUGGCAACUUUCAGCCUGGGGAUCGUGUAUUAGCAAAGAUGAGUGGAUUUCCCCCUUGGCCUGCUUUUAUUCCUAAGUAUUGCCACCUUACCAAGAAGGUCCUCAAUGCCAGGAAGAGCGCCAGUAAAAUCCCUGUGUUUUACUACGAUCAGGGAGACUAUGGUUGGUGUGACGAAAAGAAUGUUCAUCUCUUAGAUGAGGCUUUACUAAAUGAAAAAUUGAAAGCCAUUGAUAAAAACGGUAAAGUUGAUGAUAGCGGCUUGGCUGAUAACUUCAAAAGCAUUAGUACUGGGAUUAGUUACAUGGAAUUUAGAAGAGAAGUUGCCGAUGAUGAGGCUGAUUACAAUAACGGCUAUUACAGCGAUGAGGACGACCCAAAUAGAGAGAAAAAGACUAAAGAGGCCGAAUGUGAACCAAAAAAGAAAGCUACUAGUGCUAAGAAGGCGAGAGCGGCUCUGGAAGGGGUGGGUGACACCGAACACAAGAAAAAGAAAGCCAAACAUGAUCACGGAAGCGGCAGUGGCACAAACGAUAAAGUAUUAGAGACAAGUUGGCGAUUCAGGUAUAUUUUACAAAAAGGUUUGAUACAAACGAAAAAAGAACCAACCCGAGAAGCUUGUGAGGAGGCUGCCAAAACUCUUGGGGAAAUGGAACAAUUUUACAAAAAAAAUAAAAUCACCGUGACGAUUUUGAAGACCUCGAAAAUUCACAAAGUAUUGAGAGAACUACUUAAAAAGGAUUCCCUCAAGGGUUCCCAUGAUUUACAUAAGAGCUGUUCCUCCUUGUUGCAAGACUGGGCGCCGGUUAUCGAGGAGCUCAGAAAAGACAAACAUGGCAACGGAUCUGGGGCCAGUAAUAAUGGACAUCACAGUAGAAAUUUAAGUGAUGUUAGUAACAUAUCAACUAAAAAGGAAGAGAAGUUGAGUGAUUGA